This is a messenger RNA of Conger conger (European conger), 7943 nucleotides long. Its product is annotated as serine/threonine-protein phosphatase 6 regulatory subunit 2-like. The record is from RefSeq and is a predicted model, not a curated record. The transcript is spliced from 24 exons. Gene Ontology annotation, molecular function: protein phosphatase binding; protein phosphatase regulator activity. NCBI's taxonomy places the organism in Eukaryota, Metazoa, Chordata, Actinopteri, Anguilliformes, Congridae. The coding region runs from base 436 to 3282 and encodes 948 amino acids. Gene Ontology annotation, cellular component: nucleus; cytosol.
UAUGACAGAAUUUUUUUCCUGUCUCGAGUCUGUGUGGGGCUCGCGCAUAGGUUUUUAAGUGGUCCGGUCAAAAAACAAAAAUAAGUCCAAAAGUAAGAGUGGAUCGACACAGUUGAAUUAUCCUGAUGCAAGAUCUUCGGCGAAUGAAUACAAGUCUCCUUGGAUGUUGAGGUUGCUGGCAAGGUCUCGCUAGCUAGCUAACAUAAACAAAUCACAUUUCAGAAGCUAGCUAUCCUGUCUCGAGUCAAGGUCCAACAGUAGGAAGGUGUUGUUCCAUGCUGGUUAAUGACGGCAUCCAUUGUGCACUGGGCAAUCAACAAGACAAAUGUUUGUCUGCCUGUGGAAGAGGUUUAAUUAAGGAUACACACAUUUUAUCAACAGACGCCAUCACCGUCUUCCCCCUUCCCCAGAUCUGUGUGCCUCGCCCGCUCCACCAUGUUCUGGAAGUUCGACCUGCACACCUCGUCCCACAUCGACAAGCUGCUGGACAAGGACGACGUGACCCUGCGGGAGCUGAUGGAGGAGGAGGACGUGCUGCAGGAGUGCAAGGCCCAGAACCGUCGCCUGCUGCUCUUCCUCAGCCAGGAGCACUGCAUGCGCGAGCUGGUCCACCUGGUCAUCCGGGAGCCACCCGAGGACGUGGAGGAGGAGUUCCGCUUCAAGUUUCCGAACGUGGCCUGCGAGCUCCUGACGUCGGACGCCAGCCAGAUUAACGACAAGCUGGGCGGAGACGAGACUCUGCUGGAGACCCUGUACAGCUUCCUGGAGCAGGAGCCCCCGCUCAACCCCCUGCUGGCCAGCUUCUUCAGCAAAACCGUCGGCAACCUCAUCGCCCGAAAAACAGAACAGGUCAUUGCGUUUCUAAGGAAAAAGGAUGGGUUCAUCGGCCUGGUGCUGAAACACAUGGACACGUCGGCCAUGAUGGACCUGAUACUUCGUCUCAUAAGCUGUGUGGAGCCUGCCCCCUUGAGACAGGAGGUCCUCGUUUGGCUCAAUGAGGAGAGGCUGACUCAGAGACUGGUGGAGCUGAAUCGCGCAGGGCACGAUGAGGAGAGGCAGUCCAACGCGGCGCAGACGCUGUGUGACAUGAUCCGGCUGAGCAGAGACCAGGCCCUGCAGUACCAGGAGACGCCGGAGCUCGACCCGCUGCUCGCGGUGCUGGAGUCGCCGGAGACUGUGGAGGAGCUGCUAAAGACCAUGUUCGAAGGGGAGAAGAACGAGUCCUGCAUCCUCAACGGAACUCAAGUGCUACUUACUUUACUAGAAACCAGGAGGCCUGGGGUGGAAGGGCUGAUGGACCUGUGUUCUCAGGGUUUUGAAAGGUCUUACACUGUCAAUAGCGGCGUUCUGCGCGGGAUCCAGCCUCACCUGAAGGACUUCCACCAGGUCCUCCUGGACCCUCCCAAGAAAAGUGCAAUACUGACGACUAUCGGGGUGCUGGAGGAGCCGCUGGGGAACGCCCGCCUGCACAUCGCCCGCCUGGUGGCCUCCCUGCUGCAGAGCAGCACCGGCAGCAUCAGCCAGGAGCUCUGCCGCCUCAACACCAUGGCUGUGUUACUAGAUUUAUUUUUCAAAUACACCUGGAAUAACUUUUUGCACUUUCAAGUGGAGCUGUGCGUGGCAGCUGUCCUGAGCCACUCGGGCCAGGAGGAGAAGCCGCAGGACGGUCUGGAGAAAGAGGCAGAGGAGAGGGCCCAGAGCAGCGCCACGGACGCACCCGAAACCUCAGGACACGGCGUCCUGGUGGCUCACCUGUUCCAGAAUUGCCGCUUAGUGCAGAGGAUACUAGAUGCCUGGGAAGAGAACGACAAAAUCCAGGCAGAGGGGGGAAUGAGGAGGGGCUACAUGGGACACCUGACCCGAAUAGCCAACACUGUGGUACAGAACAUGGCCAAAGGGCCUGUUCAGGCACAGAUCAGCAACCUCAUCAAAGAGCUCCCAGAAGACUGCAGAGGACGCUGGGAGAGCUUUGUGGAUGAGACCCUGACAGAAACCAACAGGAGAAACACAGUGGAUCUGGUGAGCACACACAACCUGCACUCCUCCAGUGAAGACGAUGACAUGGAGGGCCCCUUCCCCAACGAACUGUCCCUGCAGCAGGCAUUUUCAGACUAUCAGAUCCAGCAGAUGACCGCAAACUUUGUGGAUCAGUUCGGAUUCAACGACGAAGAGUUUGCGGAGCACGAUGAGAACAUCAACGCCACCUUUGAUAGGAUUGCGGAGAUCAACUUCAAUGUGGAUGCCGAUGAUAUCAGUGCCAAUUCCGCAGCGUUCGAGGCUUGCUGCAAGGAGAGGAUACAGCAGUUUGACGACAACGAGGAGGAAGAGGACAUUUGGGAGGACAAAGAGAUAAACUAUGCAACAAAAGUCAAGUCGAGAAUGAGGUUUGGAGUCUCUCGGACCGCGGACAAUUCCCCCCGGAGCGACGUGGAGAAUGGGGAGCAGGACCGGAGUUGUGAUUCAGACGAGGAGGAGGAGGAGGAGGAGGAGGAGGAUGAGGAAGAGGGGCCUACAGAUCCCACCAUCACGGAAAACAACAAGAACAAGAGCCCAGCAGAGGGCAAUGAGGCAGAGUUCCCCGAGGCCGCAGACUCAGGGUGGACGGCCGGUUUCGAGGACCUGGGGAACGCCCAGGCCCCUGCCCCCUGCGUGGUGGUGGACGUGGGCUCCAGCGUUUGGGACACAGCUGCCCGCCAGAACAGUGCUGGAGAGAGUGAGGAUAAAGGCUGGGCCACCUUCUCCGAUUUCCAGCCCUUCUGCUGCUCAGAGUCUGGCCCCAGAUGUAGCUCCCCCGUGGGCAUGGAGAGCCCCAACUCUGAGGGGUGUCCAAAGCAAACCCAGGACAAGAACUUGAAGAGCUCGUCGCCCUGCGCGUGGAACGUCUGCGCCUCCCGGAAAGCCCCCCUGGUGGCCUCGGACAGCAGCUCCUCCGGUGGCUCCGACAGCGAGGAAGAGGAGGAGAAAUCCCCCGCCGCCGCCGCCGUCGUCACGGCGACCGUCACGGCCGCGGGAGCGGGAAAAGAGGCCGUCAGACUCGCCGCGGACGCCAAGAACGAGAAGGCCGCCUUCAAGAGCAGCGUCGCGGACUCCGUGCCCAUGGACAAGCUCAGCAUCACAGACGGGCCCCAGAGGGGCAGUGAGACCCCAAACCGGACUGAGGCGCCCUCUGCCGCCCCGCUCAGCUCCCCCGCCCCCGAGAGCAGAGCCACAAACCUCACUGUGACAGACAGGAAAGGGGAGACCACCGCACCAGUGGAGCCGUCUCUCAACGGGCCGGUCUGAUGGUGCUGGUACGGGGACAGGGACAGGUUGGACCCCAUUUCUGUGCCGCUUUAAUUCUCCUCAAAAAAACAAACAAACAAACAAACAAACAGACAAAAACAACCUCUCCUGAACCCAUGCAACUUCGACGUACUUCGACGUUUCUUCAAAAUACAUAAAUGCUGCGAUGUUCCUGGGCCCUGCCAGUCAGGGUCAGUAAAAAAACGGGGGGGGUGGGAAUGGGGACGUGGGUGAACUCAGAGGCGUUAAGGUGACGCGCCGAAGAGUCUUUUGUUUUUUGCCCAGUGUCAAAAACAAUUUUCCUGUUUUAAAUGUAGCACUGAAGUUUCCAUUUUCUCCGCUUCCUGAGAGGAAGACGUCGGUCUGUUAAAAAAAAAAUCCGCACUUCCUCUGCACCGGGUCCCGCUCCCAUCGGCCAGCGUGCGUGUGUCUGUGUGUCGACGCAAAGAGGUACACGGAACAGCUUCCCGACCCUCUUUGGGUUUUAAAUCAGCCGUCGCUGGGAGCCCCGACAGAGCCGCGCUCGUCAAGGCCUGAGGAGGAGGAGGACUGCAGUGUCUGCCGACGUUUUUGUGCACGUUUCAGCGCAUCGACGCGAUUCGUCCGCUACAGUGUGUUCACACCUUGCUUCCAAGGCCAAAGUUCUGCCGCUGAUCGAACGGGAAACCGCCGAAAAAAAAGCGUGCAGACACUGCGGCCCUCCGGGGUUGAGUUCGACGCGCCUCGUCUAGAGAUCGACACCGGGGUGGGUGGAAGCUGAUUUCUCGUAAGGGACAGGGGGUGGCAGUGUGUUUCAUGGUUUACUUUUCCCCUUUAAGCACCUGCAUUUUUAUAGAUUUUUAUAGUCAUAGAUUUUAUUUAAAUUGCUACCUGUGAUUUACAGCCGGCUGCCUGUUGUCCUUGCUUGUGUUUCCAAAUGAUACAAGACUCAAGUUCUUUCUUUCCCCACUGAUGUAACCAGACAUUUACUUCUUUGCAUUUUAUUUUCCAAAAAGCAAUGCCGAGAGAUUUUUGUACAUAAAUUUAAUACAGAUGUAGUCUUUUGAAUUUGUAAUGACUUUGCUCAUUGCACCCAGAAAAAAUAAAAGCAAUGCAAUGAUUCUUCAAAGAGAAACCAAGUAGGAAUGUCUUGUGAAACGGUACUUUGUCACUUCCAAGUUAUGUCGCCCCCCCCAAAAAAACAUUCCAAAAAACCUACUCUUCAAAGGGUUAAAAGAAAUGAGAAGGGUUUGUUUCGCCAAUGCAAGCCAAUCAGACGGAUUACAUUUCAAAGUAUGUGACUCACAAGCCAGAUGCUUGUGUAAUGUUUAAUAACAGAACUCCUGGAUUGCAAGUAAUUGUGUAUUCAUUUUUUUUUAAAUUAUGUUUUAUCCAUUCAAAUGGCUCUUUCUUGUUUGUGAGAUAGACGAGUCAGUACAAAUUAAUUUAUUUAAUUGGAAUGGAAUUAAUGUAGCACAUGGUAUAAUCACACAGUCAAAUAUUUUGCACGGCAUUGAAACAUUUAUUUGGACAUAACUCAGUGCCUGUGUUGGCUUCGGCAUAGCUAACUUAAGGUUCAUAUCAUCAAGACUGCCACACCCUCAAGUUGAACUAAAGCUUUCAUGGCUUUCUGACUUGAGUGUUGCAUUUAACAUUUUUUGCACUUAAAAUUGUGACAAGAUAUACAGUCUUUUUUUUUUUUUUUUUUUUUUUCAAGCAUUGUGUGGUUACAGUGUUUUGUGUUUCCAUUUUUGUCCAUGAAUAGACACCUUUGCACAAGAGGAUGUGUGUGUUUGGAUAGUUUCUAAAAUAAUGGUGGACAAACACACUGAAAGUUAUUUUCGUUCAGAGUUAAUUCUCAGAAUUAUAUACGGCUUUCCGUAACAGCUGUUUUUUGUUUUCAUUUUGUCUGUGUGUAUGUGUGUGUGUGUGUGUGUGUGUGUGAGUGAGAGAGAGAUAGUGUGUGAGAGUGAGAGAGUGUGUGAGUGUGUGCGUGCGUGAGUCAGUGCGUGUGUGAGUGUGAGUGCGAAUGUGUGUGAGUGAAUGAGUCAGUGUGUGUGUGUGUGUGUGUAUGUAUGUAUGUGUCUGUGUGUGUGUGUGUGUGUGUGUGUGUGUGUGUAUGUAUGUGUGAUGUGAACCCGAAGAUUUGCUUCCUAUGCUGUACAUGUGCUUUCUUUCUGAAAUUUCAAAAACAAUGUAGUCGAGGAGGGGGGAAAAGUUCUCCUUGAAGGUUUUUUUCAAAGCCAAGAUGUAUUGCCUAUUUUUUUAAUGUUGUAAAAUCCUUUUUCUUUUCUUUUUUUUAACCAAAUUAUUUUAUUUACUAUAGAAAUGUUUCAUUUUGAUAAAUAUGAACAGCCAAAUCUUUCUCCCCCUCGUCCUUCACAUGAUCACCAACUGUAGAGAGGUUCAGUAUCAAGAAAUAAAUAUAAAACCACCACUUGAAUGAGCAUAAGGGUUUCCUUAGAAGGCAGACUUUCAGUAGAGUCUUACAGGGCCUCAGUGUCUACAAUGUUAUGAUGUAGAAUAGAUCUCACAUAAAAUUUAACCAUCUAAAUCCUGUAGUACUCCAAGCCUUGAGGACAGCAAUCUUUCCAACCCAAGUUCUUAUUCUUUGUUAUCUUUUAUUGUUUUGACAGUUUUAAUUGGGCUGGUCUACAAGACACUUUGUUUGCAGAUCCGACACGUGGAGUGAAUUAAACUUUUAUUCUCAGGUCAAUCGAGUUAAUGGUGUCUGUGACAAGGAAACUCUCCCCAUAAACGGGAGGAGGGGUGCAGUGGUAGGGAGGCCUAUUAUACAUUUAUCUUUUUCCCAAAAUGGCUAAUUGCAAUCGACCGUCCUCUGGUCCGGGGUAUUGUGAAUAUAAAAAUCUACUUUGUAAAGACCGGAUGGGUGUCUUCGUCAGUCAUACCGCACCGCGAUUAAACCAGCGUCGACACCCCGAUGCGGUUAUCUUUUCCCGUCGCAGAGCACAAGACGACAAACGGGGUCAGUUCAAUGGACUUCUUGAGCGACGAUCCGAUGUUUUCGGUCUCGUUUUCGGGAAAGUAGAAAUGGGCAUUCGUGGCACUCCCAAACACGUCGUUAUCAUUGGACUGGAAUUGCCACUUGAUGAUUAAUUUAAUUGAUUAAAUUAAUUCUCCACUCACCCCCACAUUGUGGCAAUAUCUGGUUAUUUACUGUACACCGUUUGACUGGACGAAGCAUUUUCUCUGUGGCUUUACUCAUUUGUAAAAUUGAAUAUAUUUUUUGAUUAAAUCUACGAGCAGGAAAGUUUAUUUUGCCGGUUGCAAUAUUAUUUGUUUGAAUCGAUAGGCAAUAAUAGUAUCUUCCUUAUUUUGUUCCGCCCCAGCAUCAGUUACCUCUGGAACAUGCUUCCCCUAAAUUAUUCAUUCAAAUAAUUCAAUUAUUUGAAUUAUAGGAAAACUAUAUACAAAACAGACUUGAAUUGCAUUAAAAAAAAGUACAAAAUAAAAUUACAAAAAAAAAAACAGCAGUUCCCGGAAGAAAAUUUGACACAUACAGUCACUAUUUUCAGCUAAAUUGGUGUUUGUAUUUUAUAUGUGCUUUUAAAACUUGACAUUUUAUAAGAAAAUAACCCAAAGCAAGGAGGAUCUAGAAUACAUAGAAAGUAUUAAAAUGGGCUGCAGGACACUUCUUAGAUAUAAAGUAUUUAUUUUUCUUGGAUGAGUUUUUUGGUUUUGUUUUUUUACUCUUUUUUUUUUUUCCUGCUGCACGUAUUAAUUGUGUACAACUGUGAUUCCACAGACAAACAUGGUAUGAAAGUUCAUGUUCAUAUACUGUAUAAUUUUUUUCAGUGGAUCUUUUUUUUUUUUUUUUAAAUGAUUUUUUUUUUGUCAGAUGCCUGCUUGAGUAGUAUUCAGGCUUGUGUGCACUGUUUUUUAUUUUCAGUUUGAACUGAAAUCUAUAAUUGCAUAUGUUUUUUGUUUUUUUUAAUCUUGUGGCCUCAUGAAAACUUUAAAUGUAAAAAAACUAAAUGGCCGCGCUUGCUCAUUAAAAAGAUGAGAAGGUACAUCACAUGUAAACUGUAUAACACAGGGCUGGCUAUCAGUGCUCGCCAGGGCUCCAAAGCAUAUGAAUUCACGCAGCUCCUGAAAACUAGCAAAAUAUUCACGACCUUGAAAUUGUUGGAGAAGUACACUUUUGGAUUGGAUUGUUUUUUUGUUUUUUUUCAGUUUCCACAGAAACCAUUACCAAUCUGGACACAGAUGGUUUUAACAUUUAUCAUGAUUCUUUUGGUGGCCUUUUCUGUAUUCAACUGUAUGCAAGUAACUGGUUGAGUACAACUGCAUAAUGGGUUAGAUUUAAAAAUCACAGAAAACACAGUGAACAUUUCUAAAAAGAAACAGGCUUUGUUGUGUUCCACUGUCUGCAAUGUAAUUUCUGUAACGUAUAAAAUGUGUUUAUAUAUGAGGUACAGAAGUGGAUUGAGAAAUGGUAAAAAUGCUAAUGGAAAAGCAACCUUGUACUGCCUUCAGAGUCCAUGCAUUUUAUGAUUUCAGAAUCCAAGGUCUCAGUUGCUUGGUCAAAAGCCUUUUUGUAUUGUAAAACUGAUGCUGGUGGUUUUCCUUUUUUGUAUAAACACAAUACUGUACCUGCUUAUCUGUUGUCAAAUUUAGGCUGUAAAUUCAAAUAUAAAGCAAAUAAAUAUUUAAAAAAUGAA